Messenger RNA from Trypanosoma brucei brucei TREU927, 5124 nucleotides. RefSeq lists its product as hypothetical. The coding region runs from base 1 to 5124 and encodes 1707 amino acids. The transcript has a single exon. NCBI's taxonomy places the organism in Eukaryota, Euglenozoa, Kinetoplastea, Trypanosomatida, Trypanosomatidae. The record is from RefSeq and is a predicted model, not a curated record.
AUGCCUUCAGUGCCGACGGCCAACACUUCGGCCCCCGUGGCCUCUGCACCCGUUGACCCAGAACUACAAGCAGAGGCACUGAAGCGUUUCAAUCCCUUAGUGUUUGCCAUAUCCGUGGAGACUCCAAAAAACGUUUGCGUCCCGAGACUCAAUGAAGCCAUUAUGCGAGACCCUGUUUUCGCCAAGUGUCUCUACGUUCUUGACACUGCUACUGCCUCUGCAGCAACCAUCGCCUCCUCCUCGAAGCAACGGAAUACACCAGGUGAUCGUAGAAAGCAGAAUGCUGAAAACGUGAAGUCAGUGGAUGCUCUUCUUUAUGAUGACUACGUACGCUUUGCUGUGGAGAGGGAGGUAAAGCGCCGUGCCGAAUUAAAGGCGCGGGAGGCUGAAAGGGACGCAAUUGCGGCACUUUAUAUUGAGGAUGGCCUCAGCAAGGAAGAGGCUAUUGCCGCUGCUGAGCAGGAGAUGGAGGAGGCAGAGGCUGCUGACGGGGCGUCUAGCGACGAGGGGAACCAUCAUGAGUCUCUGUUCGUUUUUCUUCGCACUUGCCCCCACUCCAUUGAAGAAGUAUUGACACUGAAGGCUGCAGGAGUUUGUCUCCAUGCGGUUAUUUCAAUAUCUAGUCGGGUUCCUCUGAGUGGUUCAGUGGGUGACGACGCUCCACUUCAGCCAUCUCACUCGGCAAAAGGCAGAGCGAGGCGCGAUACAAGGCAACUUAGCAAGCACGGAAAAGAUAAUGCAGCGAAUCAGGCGAAACUUCCAUUGGCUACCGAGCUUAGGAACUACAUUAUGCAAACCAAGCAACCUGAUCCUUGCUUGAAAAACAUAUGCAUACACUCGUUUCAGGUGCCUACUGAGGUCGUUGGGGGAGCGGUCCCCGCGGCCGUUGUACCAACUGCUGCCCCGGCCGAUGGUGGUGUGGAGCCACCCGUCACGUAUAAAUUAAAAGACUCCGAGAGCGCCGUCUUUGGUGAACUCAUUGAUGCCAUCAUGAGGCUUGAAGACCAGUUUAAUUCUUACUCUGAGUGGAAGCGUUCCCGAGUGGAGGCAAACGUGCCUACCUACAUCGCCCUCAAAUACCCUCGUCCAACGGCAACUGCCGCCCAGCCAGUCGAAAAGGAUAGGAGGAGGCCUAGCACUUCCAGGAAGAAGCUGAGCGCCCCACAAACGUCGCAUUCCUCCACAGCGGAGAUGAUCCCUCUUUUUGAUGAUAUUCCAAAGAGCAUGGAAGACGUCACCGCUCAUCGUGAAGUUUACAAGGCAAUGUUUGGAAAACAGAGAGUGGGUACAAUCGACUGGAAGGCGUUUCGUGCCGCCUGCCUUAAGCAGGUGGAAUUCACCUCGACGAUGAUGUCCCCUGAACUUUUGAGUCCAUUCAUCCCUCUUACAAAGAGAGAAGAGCUCGCGAUGCUUCGAAACAAGGAGGAGGCUGCCUCGUUUGUCAGGUAUAUGUUUAGCGCUGUCACACAUGGGGCCCAUGCAGCCUUCCAAAACCGCCUCAGGAGCUAUAAAAUUCCCGUCAACACGAGGACUACCUCCAAGACUACCUUUGAGACGCAGACAACUUCGGUGAGUUCGAUGGAAACGCUCCCCACCAAUGUCGGAUUUAACAUCUUUGAAGAAGUGGAGUCGACAGAAGGCUUGGAAUCGGACGUCCGGGAGGUCAUUGUCAAUACCUUGCAGAAAUCUUUUUCAGUUGACGCGGAACGGGCGAAGCAGUUGGUUUCGGAAGUGAUCGCUGUGGGUGUCGUGACCUCUGCAAAGCAAAGUGAUAUACGGCAGUUUCUAAGGGCUAAUAGGUCUGCAAGCUGGAGGUCUUCACGCUUGAAGAUUGGGGAGUACAACUUAGAGAUUUUCUAUCGUGGAGACCGGACAUGUCGCACUGAAAGCUGUGUGUAUGCUUUUCGUGGAGGCACUACCUUUUCUGAGUAUGUAGACUUACGGGCUCACUGUUCAACUGAAGAGCUGUAUUAUCAUCCGCCUCCUCCUGACAGUGAUGCGGAGGAAUCCAGUGAUGAGGAGGAGCAGGAAGAGGAAGAGGAAGAAGAGGAAGAGGAGGAAGACGAAGACGAUGGAGCUGAAGAUCAUGGUCACUCCAGUGCCACCGAAAGGAGCAAAUUAGAUAAGCCUAGGAAAGGAAAGAGGUCAAAGGAUAGAAAGAAAUCUGUGGAGGAAGAGGAGGUUCCGUCUGUGGACGUUGUUGAUAUUGCUGAGACGGCAUUGCGGCGCCGCUGUGUAUACGAGGACAUUAUGCACCGGAUCAGUGGUGACAAGAACGAGUCAAAAGUACAUCAGGAACUUCUAGUGUCAAGCCAAGGUGCAUGCUGCGUGUCGCAGGAGGUGCAAUGGAUGUUCACGGAAGAUGGUUGCGCUAUUGAGGUGCGCCGGACGGUGGCCAAUACUCGACAUGUUGAUUGCUGUGUAAGUGAUCCUGGUGGUUUGUUGUUCGGCUUCCUCACCGAAGAUGCCCAACCACUAGAGGAAGUUCCCGCAGUGAUACCCUGUGGUCUGCGCUGCUACUUCAUUAUAGUCGAUGUGGUGCAGUUCUUUUUCGAAGUCGUUGCGGACAACUCCGAUGCCGUAUCGCAGAUGAAAUAUGAUUUAGCCGUAAAAGCGGCGAAGGACGAUGCGAAGGCGCACAGGGACAUGCUUGAGAGUAUCAAGCCACCAAAGAACUCUAAGGAGAAGGUUUUUGUUCCGCCGCUAAGCACCCUGGAAGAGGAAUUUAUUUCAAGAGUUCCGGUUCCCGUUAUACGGGGGAGGAGACCCCCGGCUGCGAUGACAACUCUUUUGCUGAAAAAUGGAACAGCGGGAACUUUUAGCGUGGGCGGGAAGUACUUACGUUUUAGCGUGGUGCAGGGGGUCCUCCACACCACCAUAGCAAAUUUAGUUGUUGAUAUUUGGGACACUGACAAGGUGCGUACCGUCAAGGUUAACUAUAUCGAAGCUAUCGAAGUGCUUGCGGAUGGUUGCGCGGUUGUGUACUGCCCAGAGUUGGUAGGGUACCGCCUAUCCCUUGACGUCUUUGGCAACUACGUGACGAUGGACCCUGGUGGCACGUUAGUGCGCGUGGAGGUGUCCGGAAAGCGUACCGUGGUUAUGCCUUCUGGUGAAAUUGUGGACUUGGGGAUGUACAAGGUAGCCUCUACGGUUGAUGUACCCACAGGCAAACAGGUGCUGGUCCGUCAAGAUGGUUUGCAGGUGACCUUAUGGCCAAACGGGCGGCUUGACAGGCUUCUUCAUAGUGCUGGUUUUUCAUGCACGCGGGAUGGUGAGAAGUUUGUUUGGCGCAUCUCCGGGUUUCCAGACAUUUGUGUAACACCGUCGGAGAGUAAAGUGGGUUUCACAUACGACCAUGUGGAGGCUGUUAUGGAUAUCAUUGGACACACUCUACGUGUCCUCCACCACCGUAGUGGAAGCGAGGCACUUCUAGACUGGAAAAGCCACAGGCUACACGUAAAACCGAUGCCUGGUGGAGACAACUAUACCAUUGAUUGUGCCUUUGGCGGGCUCGUUGGGCAUUCCAAAGAUACCGAGUAUUGUGUUUCAACCCUCGGGCGCUGCGGGGAAUCAAGGGAAGAGGUCUUUAAACUCCCAGAAAUUAUCAGUGAAACAUUCUUACAGUUCUUCAACGAAACUUUGCCCGAGUCAGAUAUGGAAACGCCCCGUUGGGUGGCUGAGCAGAAUAUACCUUGUCCCCUCGGCGAGAUGCUGGUUCGUCGAAAGUCGCCGUUGGCGAGGACGACGACGUCAAGUUACAGGAGUUACGCGGAAAACGAAAUCGACAAGUUAGUUCCCUCUGGUGUUGGUCGCACCAAAGAUGUUUUGCGCGCUGUGGUGUGGCGGAAUAGCGAACACUGUAUCAACGACAACGUUUUGUUCUUUGGAAACUUGUGGUUAUCCAAGCUGCUCACGCACCGGCUAAAAGCAUACAUUGAUUUAGCGUACCUUCGCCCACUCGCGUGUGCGGCCCUCGGUGAUAAAACCAUCAAAGAGCGUGUGCUCUUCCUUCAACCACCGAAAGAGGGGUCGACGGCUCGUGGGGCGGGCACACCAUUUCCGAGGUCCAUUUCGGACUUUCUACUCAUUCCUUGUUUACAUUGUUCCUUUUUUCAGAAGGAGGAGCGCGAAAGGGAUGUCCUGCAUGUAGCCGCGUCCCAACCUGAUGUUCCGUUCCGAAUGUCUACAGUGGCGGAGUUGCUGUGCCAUGAGCGUUUGGCAUUAUGUGAGGAGAAGGUGUGGGAGGAAACAAUACGAACUCUGCCUCCGUCUGAAGCAUCAACUCUCGCGCACUGUGAUGAUACUGGUCCCCUUGAACAACUACGUGACCACAGCGUGUGCGAGCCGGAGAGUCAACGCUCUAGCCUCUGUCGUGGCGACAUUAAAACCCAUAAGGGGAGGUUCAAUUACUGGGCUUCCUCUGGCAUCAUCGUUGCUGCAGAGAACGGGGUCCCCGAUGCACGCGGAAUAAACGGCUGUUCAGCGGCUUCUUCUGCUCGCUCCGGUGAGGUGGCUGCCUAUAGUGAGGCAGCGAAGCAGUUGGAGGUGCACGCCGACGACAACCACCCGACUGAGGGAGCAGACUCAAUCAGACCCAACGGUGUGCCAUUCAUGCACACUAGAUUAAUAAAGGAAAUGCCACCUCAGGAGCGAAUCUCUGUGCCAACGCUCUCUGUCACACCAACAGUGCUUGAUUUUGGGCUAGUGGAACCUGGCUACCGCUACGUACUCCCCCUUAUCCUCACGAAUACGUCCACUUACCCGUGUCGUCACCGGAUCACCUUCUGUCCCAGCUUCAAGAAGAUGAUACACGUUAACUACCGGCACCAGUUCUUAGCACCUGGGUUAACCAUCAGGGCGGACGUCGAGCUCCUUGGUACCCAACCACCAGGGCCGAUGAGGGCAUCGCUUUGCGUGGCAUUUGAAACGGGAUCCGUUGAUGUUGAGGUCAGGGCUGAAACCGCGGAACCACGGGAGGAGCAGGAGGAAGAGGAAGAGGAUAAGUUACCACAAAAGCCUCCAGAAGUUCCCAAGCUGCCUGUGGUGUUACUCGGGCCGUCACGAAUCAACACAUUUAUUCCUGCCAGUACCCACCGCUUGCCACUCCACCAUACCGUCGAGUGA